AUGGGUGUGGUGAGCAGCAAAAGGCAGGCCAAGGAGAAGGGGAAGGGCAGGUGGAGCCCCGUGAAGGCCGGCACCCAGGGCAAAGAGGCCCCACCACUGCCGCCCCUGGUCGUGUUUAACCACCUGGCUCCGCCCCCUCCUGACACCACGCACCCGGACCAAGAGGAACACUUCGUGGUGGCCCUGUAUGACUACAAAGCCGUGAACGACCGGGACCUGCAGAUGCUAAAGGGGGAGAAGCUGCAGAUCCUGAAGGAAGCUGGAGACUGGUGGUUGGCCAAGUCUCUCAUCACAGGAAGAGAAGGCUACGUGCCCAGCAACUUUGUGACCCGAAUAGAGACCCUGGAAGUGGAAAAGUGGUUCUUUCGAUCAAUUUGCCGGAGAGAUGCCGAGAGGCAGCUUCUGGCUCCAAUCAAUAAGGCUGGCUCCUUUCUUAUUAGAGAGAGCGAAACCAGCAAAGGUGCCUUUUCUCUGUCUGUGAAGAAUGUGACCGCCCAGGGGGAGGUGAUCAAGCACUAUAAGAUCCGCUCCCUGGAUGAAGGCGGCUAUUACAUCUCCCCCCGAAACACCUUCCCCACCCUGCAGGCUUUGGUGCAGCAUUAUUCCAAGAAAGGGGAUGGUUUGUGCCAGAGGCUGACCCAACCCUGUGUGAGCCUGGCUCUCCAGAACCCCUGGGCCCAGGAUGAAUGGGAAAUCCCCCGGCAGUCUCUCAAGCUGGUCAGGAAACUUGGAUCUGGGCAGUUUGGCGAAGUCUGGAUGGGUUAUUACAAAAACAACAUCAAGGUGGCCAUCAAGACCUUGAAGGAGGGAAGCAUGUCUCCGGAGGCCUUCCUGGGUGAGGCCAACCUGAUGAAAACUCUCCAGCACGAGAGGCUGGUCCGUCUCUACGCCGUGGUCACCAAGGAGCCCAUCUACAUCGUGACCGAGUACAUGGCCAGAGGCUGCUUGCUGGAUUUCCUGAAGACAAAUGAAGGUAGCCGACUGUCCCUCCCGAGGCUGAUCGACAUGUCGGCCCAGAUUGCAGAAGGAAUGGCGUAUAUCGAGCAGAUGAAUUCAAUCCACCGGGACCUGAGGGCGGCCAACAUCCUGGUGUCUGAGACCUUGUGCUGCAAAAUCGGUGACUUUGGCUUGGCCCGGAUCAUCGACAAUGAGUACACUGCCCAAGAGGGGGCCAAGUUCCCCAUCAAGUGGACUGCCCCAGAGGCCAUCCACUUCGGGGUGUUCACCAUCAAAGCAGACGUGUGGUCAUUCGGAAUCCUCCUGAUGGAAAUCAUCACUUACGGGCGUGUGCCCUACCCAGGGAUGAGCAACCCCGAGGUCAUCAGCAACCUGGAGCGCGGCUACCGUAUGCCGCGCCCAGACUCGUGCCCACCCGAGCUGUACAGCGGCGUCAUCGCCGAGUGCUGGCGCAGCCGGCCUGAGGAGCGGCCCACCUUUGAGUUCCUGCAGUCGGUGCUCGAGGACUUCCACACGGCCACCGAGGGCCAGUACGAGCUGCAGCCCUAG
Mesoplodon densirostris (Blainville's beaked whale) is the source of this 1506-nucleotide messenger RNA. RefSeq names its product BLK proto-oncogene, Src family tyrosine kinase (gene BLK). Gene Ontology annotation, cellular component: extrinsic component of cytoplasmic side of plasma membrane. Lineage: Eukaryota; Metazoa; Chordata; Mammalia; Artiodactyla; Ziphiidae. Gene Ontology annotation, molecular function: signaling receptor binding; non-membrane spanning protein tyrosine kinase activity; ATP binding. The record is from RefSeq and is a predicted model, not a curated record. The transcript is spliced from 12 exons. Gene Ontology annotation, biological process: innate immune response; protein phosphorylation; cell surface receptor protein tyrosine kinase signaling pathway. Bases 1 to 1506 code for a protein of 501 amino acids.